GAGAGAGAGAGAGAGAGAGAGAGAGAGAUAGAGAAAGAGAGAGAGAGAUAGAGAGCUAUAAAUUUGUGUUUCCUUGUUGGUAGGCUUAUAUAAAGAAGGAUAGGAUAUUGGGGUUUUUCUUCUUUUAAAGAUUGAAAGUAGAAUUGGCAGAGAAGAGAGAGAGAGAGAGCAACAAAAAACUAAGAAGGUAGGGGGUCAUCCAUGGAAGAACAACUUAGCCCUUUAGCUGUUACCCAUCUUCUUCAGCACACACUAAGAAGCUUAUGCAAUCCUGAAAACUCUCAGUGGGUUUAUGCAGUCUUUUGGAGGAUCCUUCCUAGAAAUUACCCACCUCCCAAAUGGGAAGCUCAUGGGGCAUAUGACAGGUCAAGAGGGAAUAGAAGGAACUGGAUAUUAGUUUGGGAAGAUGGUUUCUGCAAUUUUGGAGCGUCGUCAUCAACGACAGCGGAGAUGAAUUCAGGUGAUUGUCAAGCAGGUCCAUCCGCAUAUGGAAACUGUGAAUUCCAGCAGUACCACCAGGGACUUCAACCUGAGCUUUUCUUCAAGAUGUCACAUGAGAUCUAUAAUUAUGGAGAAGGUUUGAUAGGAAAAGUUGCUGCAGAUCAUAGUCAUAAAUGGAUAUACAAAGAACCUAAUGAACAAGAAAUCAACUUCUUAUCAGCAUGGCAUAACUCUGCUGACUCACACCCUAGGACAUGGGAAGCCCAGUUUCAGUCUGGCAUAAAGACCAUUGCCCUCAUAGCAGUGAGAGAAGGAGUUGUUCAGUUAGGAGCCAUUGACAAGGUGAUCGAGGACUUGAGCCAUGUAGUGAUGCUAAGGAAGAAGUUCAGCUACAUCGAAAGCAUCCCGGGAGUUCUUCUUCCUCAUCCAUCAUCUUCAGCAUUUCCUGCUGUCAAGGUGGAUGGCUAUGGAAACCCAGCAGAAGCAGCAGCAUGGCAUUUCCAAGCAUCUCUUGCACCUCCAACAGAUCAAUUCUACGACCAUUAUAAUAAUCAACUACCAUUGAAGAUAACUCCUUCCAUGAGCAGCCUUGAAGCUCUUCUCUCCAAGCUUCCUUCGGUAGUUCCUCCUCCUCAUCAUCAUCCAACACAGGCAUUACAGUCUCAGUUCGUGUCGUCGUCUUCGUCUCACAGGCCUUUGGAGUUUAAUAUGGGAAUGGAAAGGGUUGCUAAAGAAGAGCUUGAAGAGGAUUAUAAUAGGUGUGAGAAAGAUGUUGGUGAGAGUAGCAGUUCCAUGUCGGUUGCCGCUUACCGGCGUCAACAACACCAUUUUCAUCACCAUCAAGAUCAAAACGUAACCAGUAAUGGACCCAAUGAUGGAUUCUAACAAGUCUUGAAACUCUCUCUCUCUAUGUUGUUAAUUAAUUAAUUAGAGAUUUGAUAGAAGAUCAGCCCAAGGAUAUUGAGAAUUCUAACUAUCGUUAGUACGUUUUAUGUGAUAGCGACCUUCUAGUUAGACAUUUUUAUUUUUUUGCUCUUCUUGUUUGUCCUAGUAUAAUAUAUAAAGAUUUAAGGAUCUUCGUCUUCUUCA
Messenger RNA from Ziziphus jujuba (common jujube), 1530 nucleotides. RefSeq names its product protein RICE SALT SENSITIVE 3. The record is from RefSeq and is a predicted model, not a curated record. The transcript has 7 exons. Lineage: Eukaryota; Viridiplantae; Streptophyta; Magnoliopsida; Rosales; Rhamnaceae. Bases 202 to 1326 code for a protein of 374 amino acids.